Molecule: messenger RNA, 1442 nt
Organism: Topomyia yanbarensis
Lineage: Eukaryota; Metazoa; Arthropoda; Insecta; Diptera; Culicidae
Product: mitochondrial 2-oxodicarboxylate carrier
Exons: 7
Coding region: 170-1087 (305 amino acids)
Source: RefSeq, a predicted model, not a curated record
CAAGCAGCAGCUGAAAAAUGUAAACAGAUUUAGUCGCCAACUGUGAAUGAGAUAUGAAUGAUUAUCGCUAUUGCACAAAAUUGACAUUAUCAAUCAGACUUGGUGAAGCGUAUCAAAAUUAUCGCUUUUUUUCACUUUCUGUCUUCGAAGCACGUGAGAAAAUUCAACAAUGGGUGGCGACCUAAAGGAGUUUUUUCGGCAAGCUGCUAUGCAAGUGGGAGCCGGUGGCUCGGCUGGUUUCGUAGAAGUCUGCAUCAUGCACCCGUUGGAUCUAGUCAAAACCCGACUGCAGCUACAGGCUAGACCCGAUGUUGCAGGUAUCAAAUCUCAGGCAUAUUACAAUGGGGUAUUUGAUUGCUUUCGAAAAAUGGCACGCACCGAGGGAUUUUUCUCAUUGUACAAAGGUAUUCUACCACCGGUGCUGGUCGAAACUCCAAAGCGAGCGGUCAAAUUUUUGACCUUUGAGCAGUACAAACGUUUUUUCAUGUUCGGAGCUGACAAACCAACUCCACUGACCUUCUCGCUGGCGGGAUUGGGAGCCGGAGUUACUGAAGCUAUUCUAGUAAAUCCUUUUGAGAUGGUUAAAGUGACUUUACAAGCCAACAAAAAUAAGGUCGGCCAAAUCCCGAGCACGUGGGUCGUAACGCGGCAAAUCAUUGACGAGUCAGGCUUCGGUUUGAGCGGUUUGAAUCGGGGAUUGACCGCGACCAUAGGUCGUAAUGGCGUUUUCAAUAUGAUCUACUUCGGAUUCUACCACAGCGUGAAAGGUUUGCUUCCUGAGUAUAAGGAUCCGGUACAAGAGUUCCUACGUAAGGUUGGAAUAGGAUUUGCUUCCGGUACGCUCGGAUCAAUAGUAAAUAUUCCGUUCGAUGUUGCCAAGUCAAGGAUUCAAGGUCCUCAACCGGUACCAGGACAGGUGAAGUACAAAAGUACAUUCCGUUCUAUUGCCACUGUUUAUCGAGAAGAAGGGUUUGCCGCUCUUUACAAGGGGCUGACGCCUAAGGUGAUGCGAUUAGGACCAGGUGGAGCAAUCAUGCUGGUAGUGUAUGACUACGUCUACGCAUUUUUGGAUGGGUACUUCAAAUGAUGUACAGAGUUCUCGAUUGGAAUGGUGCAAGGCGAUUCUAGUGAAUGCGUCGAACAGCAAAGUUGAUCAUUGGUAUGACAUCUACCUCCUACGAAACACGCUCCAAUAUUGGUUAUGCAAACUUUUUCCUCGACGCCCGUUGACGAAAGUUUUAUUCCAAUAUUUAACAUUUUGAAGCGGCAUUUUGGAUGCAUUUAUGAUCGUUUUAUAUUAUACAACAAUUAUACAAUAUUUUUAAAAGUUGAAGAAAAUAAUCAAUGUAAUAUCUAUCUGUAAAGUUUUAUGAUUUUCUAAUCCUGUUAGUUAUGUAUUUUUAAUACUUGAAGUUUAAACGAAUAAAAAUAUUUAACCGAAA